AUGGGACAAGAUCAAAUCUUCUCUCACAGGACACGCGUCGAUAGCAGCUCCAAGCCUGGCUGCUCUUGCCAUUCUGGCAUUCGGCAUUACGGCUGUAUGAUGUUUCGAGCUGUCAGCUGUAAAAUACUGCCUGCUUCGUUGUUUGCCAAAAGCCCGAUGCAAAGAUGA
Messenger RNA from Eimeria necatrix, 168 nucleotides. RefSeq lists its product as hypothetical. The coding region runs from base 1 to 168 and encodes 55 amino acids. The transcript has a single exon. The record is from RefSeq and is a predicted model, not a curated record. Lineage: Eukaryota; Apicomplexa; Conoidasida; Eucoccidiorida; Eimeriidae.